This is a messenger RNA of Trypanosoma grayi, 1038 nucleotides long. RefSeq names its product TcC31.12. The coding region runs from base 1 to 1038 and encodes 345 amino acids. Lineage: Eukaryota; Euglenozoa; Kinetoplastea; Trypanosomatida; Trypanosomatidae. The record is from RefSeq and is a predicted model, not a curated record. The transcript has a single exon.
AUGUCUCCAUUGGCCUGUCCGGACAGAGGGCAGGAGAAGGGACAACUUUUUCAGGGGCAUAGCAUUUUGCGACGUACCCAUCACACGCGGGUGGCCGAUCAGAACGACGAACGCAGGCUACCGUUACAAAAGGUAGAUGCGGAUACUCUCUCACUGCGCUGGGCCUGGAGCCGACUCAAUUCGACGGCUCUGGAACGGUUUAAUACGGUGUGGGAUUCGGUGCGACAGCCAGCUAUUUCUAGGGCAGGGGAACGAGAGCCUCCCUUGAGAAUGGCAGAAGGGGAUGCCCGGGCGAUGAAGAAGGCCGGCUUUAUUCAAACCGCAUCAAAGCUAUCCACUACUGGAUGGAUUGUGCCUUUUACGGUAGUGGAGGAAAAACAGUCGGGGCCACGGCGACGUUUCAUGGCAUGGCCACAAGCUAAAAAUGAACAAGAGGACUACGAGGCCAUGGUUCCUCUAGGGCGCAUUUCCCGUUACCUGGGUGCGGUGUGCAAUGAGGCUGCCGCCUUUUUCGAUCUCAAGGCAUCCUUUUUCCAGGCAGGUUUGCCAGCCGAAAGACGCAGAAAUUUCCGUUGCCGCACGGAGAAGGGGGAGCUGGUCGAGUUCACACGGCCUCCAAUGGGGUAUAAAUGUAGUCCGGAAAUCGCGCACGCGAUCUCAAGAAAAUUGGCGGGUGACCCCGAGGUGGCCAAACCACGUUAUGCAGCCCCGGCGGAGUUAACUCUAUACGUGCGGAUUGAUAAUAUUCGUAUCGGAGGGCCACGCAAGAGCGUAAAGUCGUGGGGGAACAGUAUUAUGACAGAUGCGCGCUAUUGCGGUGCAACGGUGGGAGAGCACAAGGCCCCCACCGCGCGUUAUGAAUUCAUAGGGGUUUGUUUCAACCACACUGCGAAGACGGUUUCCCUCAGUGACAAGACGUUACGGAAAUUGAAGAGUGCCACACCCCUCCAUAAGAUGUUGGUUGGGGAAUUGCAAAGCUUCACUUCACGCAUGAUGUAUGCGGUGGGGGUUCGUUUUUUCAGCAUUAUUUCUUUUUGA